UUCAAAUCGGUCUUGGUAGAGGUUGGAAAAGUAGAGAGAUCGAAAUUCGUUGAAGAAAAGAAAAUGAAUAACAAAAUUCUAUUCGUUCUCAUUAUUUCUUUUUGUGCCGUCUUGGCUGAUGUAAGACCAGGAAUAAGAGUAAGAGUAACGGAGAAAGGCCUCAAUUACAUAAAUAAUUUCGCCUUAGAAAAUUUAAUAGGGAAGAUGAAAUCUGCGAAAAUUCCCGAUACUAAAAAAACACUCUUGGGAAGUACAAUAACAUUAUCAAAUAUAAAAAUUGAGGAAAUGCCUGAAACUUUUCAAUCUACAAUGACAUUGACAGAGAAAGUUGGUUUUAGUUGGAAUGUUAGAAAUCUAACUCCAAAGAUUACUAUAAAAUACAGUUUUAAACUCUUCUGGAGCACAUAUACCGGAACAAUUAACGUUCAGGCUCGUAAAUUGGGAUUUAAAUUAAAGUUUUCCGUUAAAAAGAAGGGAAAUAAACCUCAUAUAAAAGUUUAUUCUUGCUCACCAGUUGGUAACGUUCAACUAAGUUUUGAUAACUCAAUUUUCAAUGCUGCAUCGUCAUAUUUGGAAGAAACAAUUUCGGAAGAGAUCAAAAAUGAAAUCUGCAAUACUGCACUCAAGGAGAUUAAUAACGAAGCACAAACUCAAAUUGACAAACUGAAUAUGGUAUACAACGUCCAGACUGACAAAAAUUCCGGCUUUAAAGCUAACUUAUUGUUUGAUUUUGGAUUAACUGGAAAUCCGGUCUUCAAGCCCCAUUUUGCUAAUAUUCCUCUAAAGGGACAAAUUUACAUAAAUGAUUCUCGUGUUCCUCCAUUUAGAGAACAACCAGUAAAAAUUCCCGAAUUUUCAGCUAGUCAUUCGAAAAUGGCCUAUAUUUUUCUAACAUCCCAUGUAGUUAAUAGCGCACUACAUUCACUUUAUCAUACCGAUAAUUUGAAAUAUGUGAUAAACCAAGACCUUCUACCCGAAAAGUAUAAGAAAUAUAUGGAAACAACCUGCGAAGAAGGAGCAAUGUGUCUUGGAAAAUUUUUUGAAGAGGUCAAGAACAAAUAUCCCAACAAAAUUUUAAAAGCGGUUGUUAAAGCUACUGAAUCACCAAAAUUGAAAAUUACCGAUGGCCAAUUAUUACUUUCUAGUAAAUUUGAAUGUAAUGUAACAGUUAAUUCUGGUAAAAGAGAUGUUGUAUUAAUGACAACAGAAGGAAAAUUAAACAACUUAAUGGUAGUGAAAUUUCAAAAUGAAAGAGUUAAAUUUAAGAUAUACGAUCUAAUGCAAGAUGUAAAAUUAAAAUCAUCAAAUGUGGAAAAAUUGAAGAAAGUAUCCAAGUAUCAAUUUAUGAUUGGAUCUGUAGUUACUGCUUUGGAAAGAGAUAUAAUCCUUCCAUAUAUAAAUAAAAAAGGAGAAGAAGGUAUACCUUUAUCGGAAUUUGGUAGCAAACUGUUUUCUUUAAGUAAUACAAAGAUAAUCAAUUCGGGAGUUGAAGACGUCUUGGCCGUCGGUACAGACAUUUAUUUGAACAGUCUACCAACAUUGAAGUUAACAAAAUCUCUUACUAAACUACAACAACAAGAUGCUGAGCUCACUUUGGAUGAGCUUUAUUAACAAUAUAUACAUAUAUAUAUAUAUAUAUAUACAUAUAUACAGUAUAAAUGUAUAUGUUUACUAAUCACAGCAUAACAUGUUUUAUAUUUAUUCACAAAAUGGUUAGAAAAAUAAAGAAACAUCUAGUUUUCGACUAUAAAGACUUAUUCGUUAUUCGUAUUAUAAAUUUUUCAUUGCUCAAUUUAAAUAUUCUGUCAAUUAACUUUCUCUCUCUCUCUCUUUCUCUUCUCUCUUUUCCCUUAUAAAUUAAUUUCUAGAUAUAUUAGUUACUCAUAAAGAAAUAAAUUACGUAUUCAUUUUCUUAAAGCUAAUAUUACUUAUGAUGAAUCAGCUGGCGCAGACUGGAUAAAACCGGACUGUAGCAGUUUCUUUAUAUUGAAAUUUUUGUUUUACGCCACUAUUAGUCUGCUGUUAGAGUCAUCGUACACUUGAGUCUUUCAUGACUGACAGUUUUUUGUUUUAUUAAGUUACUACGCUGGGGUAGAGACGUAAAUAAUCAUUAUAAUCGUUCUUAAUUAAAAACUAGAGCAAACACCUAUUUUAAUAUAUGUAUAUAUAUAUAUAUA
Messenger RNA from Dimorphilus gyrociliatus, 2177 nucleotides. The record is from the annotation of a GenBank genome assembly. NCBI's taxonomy places the organism in Eukaryota, Metazoa, Annelida, Polychaeta, Dinophilidae.